CGAAAACAUUAGAAAUACGUUGGCAUAAUCAAUUGCCUAUUUAUUCCAUGGAUAUACAGCCUUAUUCCAGUAAUGCUUUAAAGAAGGUUCUGAAUAGCGCUGAGAUUUCCCAACAUCAGACUUAUAGACUGGCGACAGGUGGUGCAGAUCAUCAAGUUAGACUUUGGCUCAUUCAUCCGCAACAAAACAUACGUGAUAGUAACGCGAACACCAUUUUACAGAAUCCACAUCAACCACGAGCAGAAUAUCUAUGUACAUUAUCAAGACACACAAAUCCGGUCAAUGUUGUUAGAUUUUGUCCAAAAGGUGAGACUUUAGCAUCAGCAGGCGAUGAUGGAAACGUGUUACUUUGGAUACCAAGUGAUCAGAAGACAGCAUCAUACGGUGAAUCAUCUUCAGAAGAUUUGCAAUUUGAGAAAGAAUUCUGGCGCGUUAGGAUUAUGGCUAGAUGCGCUCGAGACGCAGAAGUAUACGAUUUAGCGUGGAGUCCAACUGGUGAAUACUUUGUUGCUGGUAGUACAGACAACACAGCUAGAAUAUUCUCUGCAAUCGAUGGUGUUUGUUUACAUCAGAUAACAGAACAUAACCACUAUGUUCAGGGUGUUAGUUGGGACCCUUUUGGUAGUUUAAUCGCAACACAGAGUUCUGAUAGAAGUCUGAACGUUCAUUCCGUUAAAAACUAUGAGAAAGGCGGUCUCAGUGUACAUUCUAUAUCAAAAUUCUCGAAAUCAGACGUACACGCACAUACACCUAAACAACUAACACACAAACGGAGCAGUAGUAGCACAAUGAAUAAUAAUGGAAGGAGGAGACUUAGUGUUGCUAGUGCUACAUCUGAAAAUGAUCACUCACAAUCACUAUCACAAGAACCUGGUUUACAAACUCCUAUGCAACCACCUUCACGCCGUUCAUCAUUAUCCCAACAACAAUCACAAUCUAAUAUACCUUCAAGUGCAGCUUCAUCACCACUAACGCCUGUAAAGAGAAGUCCAAGUCCAUUACCAGCAAUUAAAACACCAUCUAAUAAAUUAAAUGAAAGGAUAAGUUAUGGUGAUGAAGGUUUCACACAAUUCUUUAGAAGAUUGUCAUUCUCACCUGAUGGCUCUAUUUUAGUAACUCCAUCCGCACAAAGCGAUGAUAUACCCAGUGAAGAUGGCAAAAAGAAGAGUAUUGCUAAAUCUUCUGUUUUAAUUUAUGGUCGAAGCAACCUCAAUAACCCACUUGCAGUAUUACCAGGCCAUAAGUCUGCUACUGUUGGUGUACGAUUUAAUCCUAUUCUUUUUAAUCUUCGUCAACGUAGUGAAAAACCUGCAUUUGAUCUACCAUAUAGGAUGAUCUAUGCAGUUGUUAGUAAAGAAAGUAUAAUAAUUUACGACACUCAACAAUUAUCACCAAUUUCUAUCCUUUCUAAUUUACAUUGGGCAGCAUUUACAGAUGUUACAUGGUCUCCUGAUGGACAAUCUUUAAUGCUUGCUAGUUUGGAUGGUUAUUGUUCAAUUAUUGUAUUUGAUCCAGAAGAACUCGGUACACCUUAUAAGGAACAACAACAUCAAUUACAGAUGAGCGCAAUAGCUGAGAAUGUACAGGUAACACCAUCUCAAAGCCAUACAAAUACACACGUUGACAUACAAGCUGAGAAGCAAGUUGAGAAUCAAACUGUAGUCAACCAGCUCCCAGUCAAGAAGAAGAGAAGGGUUGAAUUGACUAGAGUUGAAUAAUUUCUUGUAAUUAGUUAAAACAUGAUGUAGUUGAAACGUUUAAGAGUAC
Wallemia mellicola CBS 633.66 is the source of this 1767-nucleotide messenger RNA. Its product is annotated as WD40 repeat-like protein. Gene Ontology annotation, cellular component: CAF-1 complex; nucleus. Gene Ontology annotation, molecular function: protein binding. Gene Ontology annotation, biological process: nucleosome assembly; DNA replication-dependent chromatin assembly. The coding region runs from base 48 to 1718 and encodes 556 amino acids. The record is from RefSeq and is a predicted model, not a curated record. The transcript is spliced from 6 exons. NCBI's taxonomy places the organism in Eukaryota, Fungi, Basidiomycota, Wallemiomycetes, Wallemiales, Wallemiaceae.